Paramecium pentaurelia is the source of this 1229-nucleotide messenger RNA. Lineage: Eukaryota; Ciliophora; Oligohymenophorea; Peniculida; Parameciidae. The record is from the annotation of a GenBank genome assembly.
AAUGUCUUUAGGUGUUCCUCUUAAAAUUAUGCAUGAAGCAGUUCAUCAUAUAGUAACAGUUGAACUUAAAACAGGUGAGAUGUUUACUGGAUAUAUGGCAGAAGCAGAAGUAACUUUAAAUAUGAUUAAUAGGAUACAAUGAAUGUCAGAUUAGAUGAAGUGUAAAUGGUUACUAGAGAUGGAAGACCUAUGUCAUUGGAAUAAGUUUAUUUGAGAGGCAGUUAGAUUAGAUUUGUUGUGAUUCCGGAUGUGUUUAAAUAUGCACCUAUGUUUAAGAAGAUUAGAGCAAAUGCUAAAAGCAAGAAUAUGUAAUAAAUAAGAGAGAAGGCAAGAUAAGUUAGAGGUAUGAAAUUAUCAUUAUUUAAUAAUAGAGGAAUUGGUACCUCGUAUUAAAUAGGGUUUGGAAUAGUAGAAGAAAUGAUAAAUAAAUAUUUUAUUGUAAUUCUAAAUUUAAAUAAUAAAUUUUUUAUGCCAAAUUCAUUAAAGUACUUAGUUAUUUAUCGUCAUGAAACUGAAAAAUUGAUUGCUUCAUAUUUAAUUGAAGCUGGAAGUGAGGAACCAUUAAAAAGUGAGUCUACAAAAGUUUGCUUUGAGUUAAAGAGAAAUUAACUUAGAAUAGAUGAAAGAUAAAAAAUUGAUUCUGCAAAUGGUAGUUGGUUUUGUAAAAUUGAUGAUAAAGGCCUUUUCUAUUUAGUUUUGGGAAGUAUGUGUAUUGAUCAUUAUUUUAGUUUCUACUUAUCCUGAAAGACAUGCUUAUACUUUGAUUCAGGAAAUUUAAAAUGAAUUCAACAGAUUGGGUAAUGAUUCAUUAAAAGAUGAUGCCAGUCUUAAAUUACAUAUUAAGAAACCUCUCAGAGAAUUGGGGUUGAAGUAUAACGAUUUGGUUUCUUUGGACAAAAUCUAUUAAGCAUAAUAAAAUGUUUCCAUAUGAUUUUAUUCUAUAAUUAGGUAGAUCAAACUAAAAUCGUGAUGGAAGACAAUAUUAAACAAAUGAUUAAUAAUGGACAAUAAUUAGAUGUACUUUCAAUUAAGGCAGAAGAUCUAAAUAAGAAUGCUAAGUCUUUCGCUAAGAAUUCUGCUGAAUUAGUAAGAUUUUUCAAAUAAAAGUUAGGCUUCUAUUAUGUAUUGGAGAAAUAUGAAAUUAAAGAUAAUAAUUGGAUUAAUAAUAUUGGCAGGACUUUUGUAUAUUAUUGUACCAAUAAUAAUAAAAGUAAGUGCAUCAAAUUGAU